Corylus avellana is the source of this 3444-nucleotide messenger RNA. RefSeq names its product homeobox-leucine zipper protein PROTODERMAL FACTOR 2. NCBI's taxonomy places the organism in Eukaryota, Viridiplantae, Streptophyta, Magnoliopsida, Fagales, Betulaceae. The record is from RefSeq and is a predicted model, not a curated record. Gene Ontology annotation, biological process: regulation of DNA-templated transcription. Gene Ontology annotation, molecular function: lipid binding; DNA binding; DNA-binding transcription factor activity, RNA polymerase II-specific.
UGUUUCCUUUGCUUCUUCCCCUUCUCUCACCCUCUCUUGAUUUUAUCUCCUCUUUUUCCUCGACCGUUUCUUUCUCUCCGUGACCCUUUUUCUCUCUCAUCUGCAUCGCUGCGUUCUUCUUAAACCCCUUUUUAUUACAGUACAAGUACCAAUCAUCACACCCCAAAAAAAAUUGAAAAACCCCACUCCUUCAGCCCCCAAAACCUAGCUUUCCGGUGACCCAAUAGUGUCAAAAACAGAUCUGAUCCUUCUCUCCUCCUUCUUUCCUUACAACUUCAAAAGGGCUUUUGCGUUUCGAGCUCAAAACAGCCAUAACAUAAAUAUCUGUUUUAACCUCUAUUUUCAAAUUUCCGUAUUUCCUUUAUUUUAGCAAGAGAGAGAGAGAGAGGGGCGCGGCUUGGUUCAACGAGAUCAUAGUAAGCGUUAUGUAAUCUUUGUGUUUUUUAAGUGUUGAAAUUUGCAUUGUCAAAGGCCUUUCAAAAGGGUCAACUCUUUUCCUGCUACUUUUUUUGUGUCAAAAUCUAGUCUUUUGGCACGUAAGAGCCCAAAGGCUGAAGACUUUUUGAAGCCCAAAACUGUAGUCAUCGCCCUUUUGAAACAUGUACUAUUCCUAUUAGCUUUUGCUCAGACUGUGCCAGAGUCUAGAGAAUCUAUUAAUACCAAACCCACUUGCCUCUACUCUCAAUACAUAUGAUGCAAGCCCGGAAAAUACUUCCGGUGAGUGAGUUGAAGGGAACAUAUAAGCUGCUCAUCAUCUCCACUCAUCUUUCUGGCUAAGCAGCAAUCAGAUUAAAAAUCAUAUAUAUACAUAUAUCCAUUGAAACCAUAGAGAGGUGCAGAAAUGUUUCAGUCAAACCUGUUCGACACCCAGCAUCAUGUGCUGGAUAUGACACCCAAAUCACCCGAAAAUGAAUUGGGAAAGAUUAGAGAAGAUGAUUACGAGACCGAAACCAUGGAAGCUCCCUCAGGCGAAGACCAAGACCCCAACCAACGUGCCAAAAGGAAGCGUUACCACCGCCAUACACAGCGCCAGAUUCAGGAAAUGGAAAACUUCUUCAAGGAGUGCCCUCACCCAGAUGACAAGCAAAGGAAAGAACUGAGCCGUGAGCUAGGGUUGGAGCCUCUUCAAGUCAAAUUUUGGUUCCAAAAUAAGCGUACCCAAAUGAAGGCCCAACAUGAACGCCACGAGAAUGCAGUUUUGAAGGCAGACAACGAAAAACUCCGUUUGGAGAACAACAGGUACAAGGAAGCCCUGAGCAAUGCCACGUGCCCCAACUGCGGAGGCCCAGCAGCACUUGGUGAGAUGUCAUUUGACGAGCAGCAUUUGAGGAUCGAGAAUGCUCGUCUAAGAGAAGAGUUGCAGAUUGAUAGGAUAUCUGGAAUUGCGGCUAAGUAUGUUGGGAAGCCAUUGUCAUCGUAUUCUCACCUUUCCCCUCUUGUACCUUCCCGUUCGCUUGGUCUUGGGGUUGGGAAUUUUGGGGCGCAAACGGGGUUCGUAGGGGAGAUGUAUGCAGGAGGGAAUGAUCUUUUCAGGUCAUUUUCAGGCCCCACUGAGGCUGAUAAGCCAAUGAUUGUUGAGCUUGCUGUUGCAGCAAUGGAAGAACUAAUAAGAAUGGCUCAGGCUGGAGACCCCUUGUGGGUUUCCAAUGACAACUCAACUGAAAUCCUCAACGAAGAAGAAUACUUGAGGACUUUCCCUAGGGGAAUAGGCCCCAAACCCUUGGGAUUAAAAUCAGAAGCCUCAAGAGAAUCUGUGGUAGUUAUCAUGAAUCAUAUUAACCUUGUUGAGAUUCUCAUGGACGUGAAACGAUGGUCAACUGUGUUCUGCGGUAUCGUUUCAAGAGCAAUGACUUUAGAGGUCCUAUCAACCGGAGUGGCAGGGAACUAUAACGGAGCCUUGCAAGUGAUGACAGCUGAGUUCCAAGUCCCUUCACCGCUUGUUCCAUCUCGUGAGAAUUACUUUGUGAGGUACUGUAAACAGCAUGCCGAUGGAACUUGGGCGGUUGUUGAUGUUUCCUUGGACAAUUUACGCUCACCAACCCCACUUUCAAGUAGUCGACGAAGGCCAUCUGGUUGUUUGAUCCAAGAAUUGCCAAAUGGUUACUCAAAAGUUGUAUGGGUCGAACAUGUAGAAGUGGAUGACAGAGCUGUCCACAAUAUAUACAGACCAGUUGUUAAUUCUGGUCUUGCUUUUGGAGCAAAGCGUUGGGUGGCUACGUUGGAUCGACAAUGUGAACGUCUUGCAAGUUCAAUGGCCAAUAAUAUUCCAGCAGGAGAUCUAUGUGUAAUAACAAGCACAGAAGGGAGGAAGAGCAUGCUGAAGCUGGCAGAAAGAAUGGUGAUGAGCUUUUGUACUGGUGUGGGUGCUUCGACUGCUCAUGCAUGGACGACACUAUCAGCAACAGGUUCGGAUGAUGUAAGGGUGAUGACCAGAAAGAGUAUGGAUGAUCCAGGCAGGCCUCCUGGUAUUGUGCUCAGCGCUGCAACUUCCUUCUGGAUUCCAGUUCCAACAAAGAGAGUUUUUGAUUUCCUUCGGGACGAGAACUCGCGAAGCGAGUGGGAUAUCCUUUCUAAUGGUGGCCUAGUUCAAGAAAUGGCACACAUAGCUAAUGGUCGUGAUCCAGGCAACUGUGUCUCUUUAUUGCGAGUAAAUAGUGCUAAUUCGAGCCAGAGCAAUAUGCUGAUACUACAAGAGAGUUGCAGUGAUUCUACCGGCUCAUACGUAAUCUAUGCUCCGGUUGAUAUCGUUGCCAUGAAUGUUGUCUUAAGCGGCGGGGAUCCAGAUUAUGUUGCCCUUCUACCAUCAGGUUUUGCUAUUCUUCCUGAUGGGCCUGGCCUUAAUGGUGGAGGCAUUCUAGAGGUUGGGUCUGGUGGCUCUCUAUUGACAGUUGCAUUCCAGAUCUUAGUAGAUUCAAUUCCGACUGCAAAACUUUCUCUCGGAUCUGUUGCAACAGUGAACAGUCUAAUAAAAUGCACAGUUGAAAGGAUCAAGGCAGCUGUGAUGUGUGAGACUGCAUGAUUUACAAGCCCUAACUCUGUAUUUGGCAGGAAAAAAGUAGGGAAGAUCAGAAGAAACGAAAUUAGGAAGGUGAUUUAAUUUGUAGUCUAAAGCCAGGGAAACAGGGGAAGAAGUCAAGAACGCACCUUACAAUAUAUAUCCUUGCCUCGUGGUGUUUGUCUGGGGCAGAGAAGCAAAAAGAUCAGCAAACCACCACCCUGCAAGGGUAAUAGGUUCGGGUAUUGACUUAACCUAACAGAGGUGAAAGUAAAACCAGAACUUAUUAGAUGGAAGAAGUCCCCCCCAUUCAGCUUUUGCUGAUUUUCUGUUGGGGUUAGCUAGAUUAAUAAUAGUUUUCUUGUAGGAGUACUGGUUAUUUUGUAAUGUCUAAUCCUUUCAAAUGUGACUUCGUUAACAUAAAAAAUGGAUUGUCUUUCCCAUUUUAA